AACAAUGCGAUUGGUUUCCAGACAAUAGUGAUCAAAUGUAGAAAUAUUCAUAGAUUGAUUUGGCUAGUGGAAGUUUGUGGUUAGUUCGCUGCAAGAACAAGUGCUCAGUUUUUGAACAGUCGACCUGAAGUAACAAACAAUCGGGAGUUUCUAGUAACAACAAAAAGUGUCAAAAAUAAAAUAAAAUAUAUAAAAAUAAUAACCGCCGAAAAUGUUACAAAACGACGCUGUUCGAAAUUUACAAUUUGAUAGUGAAAUUCGUGUCGCUCAACAAAAUAAUGCGGAACCAAGAGUUUAUGAUGGCCCCGUCAGCAUUACGUCACAACCGAAUUCUGCUGCACGCAUACCAUUACCCCUACCAGUUUCCACGGUGGAUAACAACUUCUCCACCACACGCACUUUCAGCAUACCCAUGACUGGUUAUGACUUUUUAACAGAUUUGCCGUCAGUGCAUAUUGAGCAGACAUUUGAGUUGAAUUCAGCUUUGACCUCUGUCUCCUCUGAGAAUCGCUAUGUGGUCCGCUCACCGUUGGGCGAUGCCGUUUAUGCUACCUCCGAGAGUUCAACCUCCAACAAUCGUUUACUAUGGGGCUCUGCACGACCAUUUCAAAUGCAUUUACUGGAUAAAACGCACCAGGAAGCGAUGCUGUUUCGUAAACAAUUUGCUCUCGGCUCAAUUUGUUGCCAUCCCAAAAACUUAGAGGUCUGGACAAUGCCUGGCAAUUUAUUGGGUCGCAUAGUGCAUUCUCCAACAUUCUUCAGACCCACAUACUUUAUACAAGAUGGUGUUACCGGUGAGCCGAUCUUCUGCAUUGAGGGACCAGAAAAGUCGGGAUUUUGCUGUUUCUGUUUGCCAAAAGAGUCGUUCUUUAGGAUUCACUCUGGCGGUGAUUUGCGCGCAUCCAUAGACCACAAGUGGGUGGCCGGAAAAUCGCAGUAUACCACAAACAUAUAUUUUAGUGAUUCCAAAUUAUCGGCAAAGGAACGUGCACUGAUUUUGGGAGCGGCAUUUUUAUUGGAGUACAUGUACUUUCAAACACGGUUCUGAGCGACCAACUACAGUCGAGUUACGUUACUAUAACAACAAACAUCAAUAUUCAUUUCCUCUCACAUAUGCAAGAGUGUAUGUACGCCUCUCUAUGCGGCAAAAUACUGUUACUACAACAGCAGGAGUACAUGAACUUUCAAACACGGCUCUGAGCGACCACCCAUGACCAACUAGAGUUUACUAAUGUUGCUAUAACAACAAACGUCAAUAUUCAUUUCCUCUCAUUAUAUGCAAGAGUGUAUGUACUCCUCUAUAUGCGCCAACAAAAUACAGUCACUCCCACAGCAGGAGCACACGUACUUUCAAACACGGUUCUGAGCGACCAACUACAGUCGAGUUACGUUACUAUAACAACAAACAUCAAUAUUCAUUUCCUCUCACAUAUGCAAGAGUGUAUGUACGCCUCUCUAUGCGGCAAAAUACUGUUACUACAACAGCAGGAGUACAUGAACUUUCAAACACGGCUCUGAGCGACCACCCAUGACCAACUACAGUUUACUAAUGUUGCUAUAACAACAAACGUCAAUAUUCAUUUCCUCUCAUUAUAUGCAAGAGUGUAUGUACUCCUCUAUAUGCGCCAACAAAAUACAGUCACUCCCACAGCAGGAGCACACGUACUUUCAAACACGGCUCUGAGCGAACACCCAUGACCAGCUGCAGUUUACUAACGUUGCUAUAACAACAAACAUCAAUAUCCAUUUCCUCUCACAUAUGCAAUAGUGUAUGUACUCCUCUAUAAGCGCCAACAAAAUACUGUCACUCCAACAGCAGUGUACCAGGAGUGUAACACAAACAAAUAAACAGAACCAAAAAACUGUAAAAUUUUCUUUUUAUAUUGUAAAUUAAAGCCAUUAUAUAUGACAUUUUUGCUGUUUUCGUUUUUAUUUCACUUUCA
Messenger RNA from Anastrepha ludens (Mexican fruit fly), 1943 nucleotides. RefSeq names its product phospholipid scramblase 1. Gene Ontology annotation, biological process: plasma membrane phospholipid scrambling. Gene Ontology annotation, cellular component: plasma membrane. The transcript has 6 exons. The coding region runs from base 212 to 1048 and encodes 278 amino acids. Gene Ontology annotation, molecular function: phospholipid scramblase activity. The record is from RefSeq and is a predicted model, not a curated record. NCBI's taxonomy places the organism in Eukaryota, Metazoa, Arthropoda, Insecta, Diptera, Tephritidae.